Molecule: messenger RNA, 876 nt
Organism: Adineta ricciae
Lineage: Eukaryota; Metazoa; Rotifera; Eurotatoria; Adinetida; Adinetidae
Source: the annotation of a GenBank genome assembly
AUGGCUUCGAGACUUGAUCGUCUGUUAACUUUACUAAGCAAUGGCGAUUCCUUAUCAGUCAGACGAUCAGCUGCAACACAGAUUGGUCAAAUAGCGAGUACAUUACCCAAAGAAGUCGGACCGAUACUUCAGAAAUUGAAAAAACACGUUAUUCAUUCGACAUGGGAUGUUCGUAUUGCAUGCGGCUUAGCCAUUGAACUUAUUAGUAAAAAUAUCUCAGACGAUUUCACAAUUCUAUUUAAUCCAAGUUCGCGAUAUGGUUUGAAAUUAGCUACAUUCGAUUUCAAUAAUGUGAUUGCUAAUAGUGCCACAUUAUAUCUCGGUGCGAGAAAAAUCGAAGAAAUAGGCGAUUAUGAUGGAAAUGUAUCCGUACAGAAAAAGUUUGUUCGAAAAGAGUUCAAUUUCGGUUUACAAGAAGGUCUGACAGGAACGGAUCUACCUGUCGAAGAAAAUGACUUCAAAAUGGAACCGGUUAAUGAUAGUAAUUCGACUAUGAAAUGUAUUUCUUCAAAUGAUUUACAAAGAUUUGUCUUUGGUGAGCAAUAUGCAAUUUUUGAACAAGAUUCAUCCACUGAGCCAACGCCAUCAAAACGACUUAAAUCAUCAAGUACAAGUGUAGACAACGAUGAUAACCGACCAGACUGGUCAUUGAAUGAAUUUUAUGAUUGGUUAAUUGAACAAAUUUUUCAGCCAGUUUGGGAACAUCGACAUGGCUCGGUCACUGCACUUCGUGAUUUUCUUAAAGAUCAACAAUCAACGUCGACUUCUAAUGAAUUCUAUACUCAAUGGCUUGAGGAUUUAAGCGUUCGGUUACUAACACUGAUUAUCCUUGAUCGAUUCGCAGAUUAUGUUUCAGAUGAGGUAAGUUUUAUUUAA